AGCAAUCUCUCUUCGCGCUGCAAUCCAUUCUAUCAUUUGCACUUGCAUCUGUUUGGGCAUCAUCGCACUUUGGAGUGAAUGAGUGAGUGAGUGAACGAGUGAGUGAACGAAAGUCAGCAAGACAACAAAACAGCAAGGUACCACCACUACAACCACCACCGCAACCACCACCACCAACAACAGCACCACCACUACCACCGCCGUCAGCCAACGACAACACCGACAGAGACAGCGGUGAACACGACAUCGAAUCGAAACACGAGCCUUGUUCGUUUUUGAAUAUGGACCCCAACUACCCGGGCGCAGGCGGCAGACACGACCCAUCCCAACAGCAGCAGCAACAGCAGCAACAACAGCAACAGCAGUACGACAUCUCCGUUAUGGGACAUUAUGGAGCCAGCGCGGCGCUCGUAGCCAACUCGUCCGUCCCGCAAUCCGAUAUAUAUAGUGGCGCGUUCGCAAAUGUAUCCCAAGGCUUGCACGGUCAUUACCGCGACAUCUUGACUGCGUACUGGCAGCAGACCAUCAACACCCUCGAGAAUGAAGACCACGACUACAAGGUGCACCAGCUCCCGCUCGCUCGGAUAAAGAAGGUCAUGAAGGCGGAUCCCGAAGUCAAGAUGAUAUCCGCCGAGGCGCCGAUACUGUUCGCAAAGGGUUGCGACAUAUUCAUCACCGAAUUGACGAUGCGUGCCUGGAUACAUGCGGAGGAGAACAAGCGGCGGACACUGCAGCGCUCCGACAUCGCGUCGGCCCUGACCAAGAGCGACAUGUUCGAUUUCCUAAUCGAUAUCGUCCCGAGGGAAGACGCAGCUCCGAAACGGGCAAGCGGGGGUGCUCCGGGUUCCGGUGGUGGGCAUCAUCAACAGGCACCGCCGCCGCCGUCACACCCGCCACACCCACCGCAGCAACAGCCACCACAGCACCAGCAAUCGCAGCCGCCACAGCAGUCACAGCAUGUUCACGGCCAAUCACAGAUGCCCUCGGGCUUGGAGUACCCUCACCCAGGCAUGCCUGCAGAAUCGGAUCGGUAUGGACAGGGCAGCAUGUAUCCCGGCGGUGUGGCACCACCAGUCGGAAAUUACGGAACACACAUCUACCAGGAAGGGAUGGAGGGGAUCUAUGGCUACCCACCAAUGCCACCGCACACGAUGUACCAGAUGCCAAAUCAACGAGGCCACCUUCAAGACCCGCAAGGUGGACAAGGCAAUGAACAGGGGGACGACGCUGACGCCGAGGGCGAGAGAGAUUACGAGGUACCUCAAGGGCAGAAUUCGGGUCUUGCAGUCGGACUCUAACCCUUUCCCUAGGAUUGAGUCGCCAUUUGUUUGCACGUAUACGCGGUCGUGUCAUCUCGCGUCAGAACUUUUUCUUUUUCUGCUCUUUUUUCUCCGGUGUUGCGCCAUUUCUGUUU
This is a messenger RNA of Tricharina praecox, 1414 nucleotides long. Its product is annotated as histone-fold-containing protein. Gene Ontology annotation, biological process: regulation of DNA-templated transcription. Gene Ontology annotation, molecular function: protein heterodimerization activity; DNA-binding transcription activator activity, RNA polymerase II-specific; DNA binding. The record is from RefSeq and is a predicted model, not a curated record. Gene Ontology annotation, cellular component: CCAAT-binding factor complex; nucleus. The coding region runs from base 282 to 1298 and encodes 338 amino acids. Lineage: Eukaryota; Fungi; Ascomycota; Pezizomycetes; Pezizales; Pyronemataceae. The transcript is spliced from 5 exons.